Molecule: messenger RNA, 567 nt
Organism: Hyla sarda
Lineage: Eukaryota; Metazoa; Chordata; Amphibia; Anura; Hylidae
Gene: PCP4
Product: Purkinje cell protein 4
Exons: 3
Coding region: 105-302 (65 amino acids)
Cellular component (GO): cytoplasm
Molecular function (GO): calcium ion binding; calmodulin binding
Source: RefSeq, a predicted model, not a curated record
AAAAAAAAGCUUCGUACAGUACAACAGCUCGAGCCGCGUGUCCUUCAGUGUUCUAAACCCCAGGUGGAGACCCGAGGACUGUCAUCUCACAAAAAACAGCAACCAUGAGCGAGAGACAAAGUUCUGGAGCAGCAAGUGUAAAGGACAAGAAAUCAAGUGACAAUGAUAACCAAAAGAAAGUUCAGGAGCAGGACGACUUCGACAUUGACAUGGGCGCCCCAGAAACAGAGAAAGCAGCCGUGGCAAUACAAUCUCAGUUCAGAAAAUUUCAAAAGAAGAAGCAGGGUGCAGACGACUCAUAGUACCUACCUCUCGCCACUAGGGGAAUGAGAAAACAAAUUUAAAAAAAUUUUAUCUGAAAAAAACAAAAAAAAAAAAAAAGAGGAUAGAAUGAUUUAUCAGGAAAUUCUAAACAUAUAGGGUGCAUGUACAAAGGGUCUAACUAUUUAUAGUCUAUUAGACACAAUCACUGAGCGCUUCACUGGAGUAUCUUUAUCUAGAAACCAAACCGUAACCUCCUAUUUUAUGUGAUGUUAUAAUAAAACCUGCUGAGAUGAUACGUGGAAA